Messenger RNA from Onychostoma macrolepis, 4749 nucleotides. RefSeq names its product zinc finger DHHC-type palmitoyltransferase 7 (gene zdhhc7). Gene Ontology annotation, molecular function: protein-cysteine S-palmitoyltransferase activity. Gene Ontology annotation, cellular component: endoplasmic reticulum; Golgi apparatus. NCBI's taxonomy places the organism in Eukaryota, Metazoa, Chordata, Actinopteri, Cypriniformes, Cyprinidae. Gene Ontology annotation, biological process: peptidyl-L-cysteine S-palmitoylation; protein targeting to membrane. The coding region runs from base 285 to 1184 and encodes 299 amino acids. The record is from RefSeq and is a predicted model, not a curated record. The transcript is spliced from 8 exons.
GUGUGUUCAGGCCUGUCACUCAUCGGACAGCAGAAGCAGCAGAAAUGAUCGCACUGGACCCCGGAAGUGUGUGUGACCCUCAUCAUUAUUUCUCACCUAUGAAACCCUUUAAACAGCUUGAGAAAUGAAAUGAUCUGUUUAUAUCUGCCCAUCGCUCAUCUGAGAAUCACAACUGGCGAAAAAAAUCUGAUUUCGGAGGCGGCUCCAGACUGUGGAUGCCUUUGAGUUCAAACCCAACAGGGUUCAAGAGGAUGUCAUUGUGAGGGACGCUCUGUGUGGUGAGAAUGCAGUCUUCAGGACACCGGUUGAGGGAUGUGGAGCAGCACCAGCCCCUGCUCAGCGGAGGGGAGGAGGAGGUGGCAGCCAGCCGCGUCUGGUUCAUUCAGGACAGCUGCGGGAUGGUGUGCGCCUUCAUGACCUGGUUUCUGGUUUUGUACGCAGAAUUCGUGGUAAACUUUGUCAUGCUGCUCCCCUCCAAAAGCUUCUGGUACUCUCUCAUCAAUGGUGUGGCGUUUAACUUUCUGGCCGUGCUAGCGCUGACGUCGCACCUGCGAACCAUGCUGACGGAUCCGGGAGCUGUUCCCAAAGGUAACGCCACUAAAGAAUACAUGGAGAGUCUGCAGCUGAAGCCAGGAGAGGUCAUCUACAAGUGUCCAAAAUGCUGCAGCAUUAAACCAGAGAGGGCACACCAUUGCAGUAUCUGUAAGAGGUGCAUCAGGAAGAUGGAUCAUCACUGUCCUUGGGUCAAUAACUGUGUAGGCGAGAACAAUCAGCGAUUCUUUGUCCUCUUCACUAUGUACAUAGCCUCCAUUUCAUUGCAUGCGCUGUGUCUCAGCGGUUUCCACUUCUUCACCUGUGUCAAAGUCCAGUGGAAUGAGUGUAGUGAUUUCUCCCCACCUGUGGCGGUGAUGCUGAUGAUUUUCCUGUGUCUGGAAGCACUGCUGUUUCUCACCUUCACUGCUGUCAUGUUCGGCACUCAGAUUCACUCCAUCUGUAAUGAUGAGACGGAAAUCGAGCGACUGAAGAACGAGAAGCCCACAUGGGAGCGGCGGGUGCGAUGGGAGGGGAUGAAGGCUGUUUUCGGCGGGCCGCCCUCUCUGCUCUGGUUCAACCCUUUUGCUGGACUCCGCCUUCGGGUUCUGAUGGUUCGCGCCCGGAAGAACGGGGCGGAGUUCUCAGUCUGAGUGAAGAAUGCUGUCUAUAAGGCACUGCCGUCUGCCUUCAUGCCUAUUACCCCCCUCACAUAGGACAUAGGACUCCUUCCUUUAAUGCUGAAGCAGGUUUGGAGGUACUAUGGUGAAAACCUGUUAAAUAACUGAUGUCGCUCCUGGAACAAUGAGGCUACGUCUCGAUACAGCCUGUCUGUGUCCACACAUUAAUACCUCGGAUGGCGGAUCAUACUUGUUAUGCUCAUAUUGUCUUCAUGAACAUUCACACUCAUGGGUUUUUGAUUUGCUUUUCUUUUUUUUUUUUUGUUCGGACAUUUACGGAACAUUUGAAGGGUGUUGAUAUCCGUUAUCCAGCCUGAAUUAAUUGCAUCUAGAACUACCGUGCGGCAAAAAUAAUGGUUGCAAUAGUUGUUUAAAGAAAUAGAUCAUAAACCAAACAGAAUGUUUUGCCAAAAAAAAAAAAAAAAAUUCUUAUGUGAAUCUCCCAAAAACUGUCAGGAAAUGCCCAGGUGGACAUAUAUCACCUCAAAAUCAAAAGAAAAAAUUGGAAAUUAUAUUGUACUAUUUUUCUUCACCUAGGCUAUUAUUUUUACAUUGAAAGUAAAUAUUUAAUUUGCAUUAUUGUAAUGCAAAAAAAAUAUAUAAUCUAUUAUUUAAAAUGUUAAGUAUUUAUUACAUCAUGAUUUUUUUUGUACUGAAUAUAAUUUAUGCUAAUUUUAAUUUUUUAAUUUCUUUAUUAUACCAAUGACAGUGAGAUUUGUUUCACACUACAGUAAUGAGAAUUUGUUUAGUUGCUUGAUGCACAAAAAUCUUAAUUGCAGAUAAAAUGAGCUUUGUUUUCUUUGUGAAAUAUAAUUAUUAUUAUUUUUUUUCUUUUGAUUUUAGAGGAACUGGGCGUUUCCUUGUGAGAUUCACUUUCUUAGGUGUUAAGAGCUUGCGGCUGGUUUAGUCACCUUGUCUUUAGCACACACCCUUAAUUAUAAAGUCAUUUUAAAAUAUUCUCAUCUUCAUGUAUUGUAGAGAUAAUAAUAGCCUCAUUCUGUAGUCUUGAAAUGAAUGCCGGUCCCACAAAGAACUUGAAUGGUCGGCGUGACUAUAUAUAAUUCUCACAUUGACCUUAAGCUGCUCUGUGAGAUAAAUAAAGACAAAUCACAUUAUGGCAUACAUAAUUAAAGUACGUCCUCUGUGCGCACAAGGCCCACGGCUGAGCCAGGAACUCUAAUUAACAUGUAGAUUACAAUUUUAACAUGCAGCAGUAAAUGAGCUGACGUGGACGGGCGCCAUUCAUGUGGUGAGAGGUAGAGAGCUUGUCAGUUUGCUGCACAAUUCACUGAGGCUGACUAUCACUUUGUGUUUUAUACUGUGUUUCUCGUUGCAUCGUGUUUUCAUUGUCGUCUUCACUUUUGUCGGUAGAUUGCUUUUACCUUUAGCUUAGAGAAUCGUUUCAUGGUGACCACUAAGUUUUCCUUGUGGAAAAUAUUUUCAUCAUAUAAAGCUGGAACUUGUUUGGCAGGGUCGAGACGAUGUGUGUGUUGCUUUGUUUUUCAAGGGAACCUCACAAAAUCUGUCAAAAACAACUUUGUGUCAUAUUUGACCCCCAAAUGAAAAAACAAGAAAUUAUAUUUUGCAUAAAGACAAUCAGGCCCUUUCAUUAAUAUAAUGUAAAUUAUUUGCUUAUAUAUAUAUAUACACGCACACACAGGUGCAUCCCAAAAAAUUAGAAUAAGGUGACAGUUUUUUUUUUUUUUUGUAACUUUUCAAAAAGUGAAACUUUCAUAUAUUCUAGGCUCAUUACAUGUUUUUUUUUUUUUAUUUGAUGAAUAGAGUUUACAGCUCAUGAAAGGCAAAAAUCCAGUAUCUCAAAAUAUUAGAAUAUUUAUAUAUAUAAUCACUUUUAAAUAAUAAAAUCUAUAUAAAAUAUUGCAACGUAAUACAUUUUAAAAUAUGUAAAAUUCUAAAAUAAUUUUAAAAAAUGCACGUCUUAGUAUUUUUAUUUAGUCACAUUAAUUUUUGCUGCUUAAUUUAAAAAACAAAAUAAUCAGUUACCAAAUAUAAAAAUCAUCAUCAGUCAGUCCUUAUGUUCCUAAAUAUAGACUUAAUUUUCUUUAUGUAAUAUAAAAUUAACUUUUUUUUUUUUUUUUUUUUUGAUUUUGGUGUCCUGGAAAUGUUUUUGACUGGCUUUGUGAGAUUCGCCUUGCUGUAUGCUUAGAAGAUUAGUUAUUUUUACUUAUAAAAUAUUCAAUAAAAUAAAAUAAUGGCAGUACAUGAGAAUUAUAUCACAGCACUAAAAGGCCAGUUUGGAUUGGUCUAGAUAGAUUUUAAGAGGCUUAGAAAACCACUCCAUUUACCAAGCAGAACAGAUGCAUAUGUGUGUUAAUGCUCUCGGAUAUUAUGUUUACAAUCAUUGAAUAUGUAUUGAUGCUUUCAAGAAGUCGUAUGUAAAAGAUGAAGCCAACUGCGUUUGAACAAAAAAGACUAGAGAUAAAUGGAUAUUGAAAAUUUGAGCCAGUCUGACAUUGGAUUCAUCGAUAUCCAUAAUGCUAGAUAAAUGAUUAGAUGAAAUUAAACCACAGAAUUAGUAAUCCUUUUGUUACUCUGCCAUUAAUUUCAGUGUAAUUCCAGCAUUUUAUUUAUGUGACAAUGAGUUUGUGUGCCAAUUUUGUUAUUCAGCAUUAAUGACUGUCAUAUGGCAAUGAAACCUUGUUUAAGACAUUCCCUUCUCGUUGUGAUGAUUGGCUUUUCACACAGACGGUUCAUGCAGCGUAACUCCGAUUGAACUAGAAUGGCUUGGUGUAAUGUAUUUUUACUUUAAAGAAACGUUUUGAGCCUUUCUAAACAAGUCUACGAGUUAUUCAAUUUUCUGUAAAGGGAAUAUGUAUUAUAUGCAAUCCCUGAAGAUCAUGUUUUGAAUUUGAUAAGAGAAGACUUGCCUUUUAUCAGCACAUCACUAAGAAUGUAUCUCAUGCUUUUUAUACAAUGUGUUAAUUGGGUGGAAGAGGGAGUUUUCUUUGCGUUAGAGUAAUUCAGUUUUGCAUUCUGUGCUAUUAUUACUACUGCAACAGUAUUUGCCUGACCUCAACUCUGUUUUUAAAAUAUGCUUACGUAAUUUUAGAUGAUACUUGACUUUAAAACUGACUAAAGAGGGAUGUUUGCUCUUAAAUGACCUUCAUUAACCUCAGAAGAAUAGCAUUAGGGAAUAAACUAUUACAUAUGUUAUUUCUUGGUGGUUUAACCAAGCGUAUUCCAAUCAUCAGUCUGAUACUAUCAACAAAAUCUGGAAAUUUUGUCUCCAAUUUUCACCUUUUCCCCACAUUAGAGCUUUCUAGUGCUGCAGGUUUCACUGAGCGGGAAACGGGUCAUUAAACUAAACGUCUCAAAGCUUCAAGCUCAUUUUAGCAGUGUCUGAACUUGGAAAUGUUGGAAACGGGGUUUACAGCCACAAAGCAACGAUUCUGAAAUUAUGUCUGUAAUAAAUGGUGUAAACAAAUAUUGUUCUGAUACUUUCAAGUGUCAUGAAGUUAUGAUGUUCUUUCUUAUGUAAAGUUCUUUUACAUAAUAAAGUCAUUAGAUUUAAAAGCUA